AAGCUCUUCAGGAUGGCUUGAAACUACACAUGCAGGUGUGCUGAAGCAGGUUGGAAAUAAUCUUUCCAGGACAGUGGUUCCCCGGGAGCAGGAUUGAAGACCUCUGAUUUAAUCAGUCGGGUCGGAUAUCGCGGGAAAUGCCUGUUUCACGUCACUGUCAUGUCAUGUCCGUAAACAAUAGAGGACAUCCAUCUAUUCAACAUUCAACAAUAUAGCACGAGUUUAUGUUUGUAUUUAGUGGUGUGGGGUAGGGGCAUAUUAUAUGUACGCUAAUUGUAAAAUCAUGUAAAAAGCAACCACCUGAGGAGUCAUCCGCUGAACAAAUAAGCCUCGUUCAGAACGGAAUUUGCAAGCAAAUGGAAGGUGACAAAGCACUUAUGUCACUCAUGAACAUCGGACUGCUUUUCAGAGAUGGUGAUAACUUCAAGACUUCAAAGGAUUUAAAACCAACCCAGAUAUGGCGUUUUUCUUUCGAGACAGGGCUGCAUGCAUAAAUGCCAAGAAACUGCAUUAGACAGACGUCAGCCAAGGAAAACGAGAUCUUUUUGUGGAGGAUGGACCCGCCGAACAAGGAGAGACGGUCACCGGAGAAUGGCCCAAGGCCCUGUUGCUCAAGCCUCAAGAUGUUCCUCGUGGCCUUGUCCUUUGCCUACUUUGCCAAGGCAUUAUCCGGGAGCUAUAUGAAAAGCACAAUAACUCAGCUGGAAAGACGCUUCGACAUCCCCAGUUACUUAAUAGGUGUCAUUGAUGGCAGCUUUGAAAUAGGUAACUUGUUAGUGAUCGCCUUUGUGAGUUACUUUGGUGCCAAACUUCACCGUCCGAAGAUCAUCGCCAUCGGCUGCCUGUUGAUGUCACUAGGGACUUUUCUAAUUGCCUUGCCCCAUUUUAUAAUCGGACGCUACAAGUUUGAAACAUCGAUUCGAUCGUCAGUGAACUCAACCAGCAACCUCUCCCCGUGUCCAGUGAGGUCUGCUAGCGUUCUGUCCACAGGUCCAAGCACUUCUUCAGUACCCAGCUCAGGUUGCGAACACGAGUCCAGGUUGUCCAUGUGGAUCUAUGUUUUCCUGGGGAAUAUCUUGCGUGGAAUUGGCGAGACCCCAGUGCAACCUCUAGGAAUCUCAUACAUCGACGAUCACGCUUUGGAGGAAAAUGCAGCCUUCUACAUUGGAUGUGUCCAGACAAUAUCAGUCAUCGGUCCAGUGUUUGGCUACCUGCUGGGGUCCCUCUGUGCCAAGAUAUACGUGGACAUUGGAUUUGUCAACAUGGAGAGCAUUAGCAUCACCCCAGGAGAUGCACGCUGGGUAGGCGCCUGGUGGCUGGGAUACCUUAUUGCAGGAUUCAUCACCCUGCUCUCAGCGGUGCCGUUUUGGUUCUUGCCCAAGUCUUUGCCCCUGCCAGAGAGACGGCUUGCCAAGUAUUCUCCAGAGCGGACCAGCUUCAUCAAAGACUCGCCUCUCCUGGAGCACAAGUACCAGGCAGACGAGCCAACAAACUUCCUAGAAAUGGCCAAAGACUUUUUGCCAACACUGAGAUCCCUUUUGGGGAACCCGGUCUACUUUUUGUAUCUCUGCGUCACCAUCAUCCAGUUCAAUUCUUUGAUCGGCAUGGUGACUUACAAACCAAAAUACAUCGAGCAACAUUACGGACAGUCAGCGUUCAAGGCGAACUUCUUAAUGGGAGUUAUCAACAUCCCAGCUGUAGCCUUGGGAAUGUUCUCGGGGGGUGUGAUCAUGAAGAAGUUCAAGCUGAGCAUCAUGGGAGCAGCCAAGUUUGCACUGGGAACGUCUCUCCUGGGCUAUUUCCUGUCUCUUUUCUUCUUCGCCAUGGGAUGUGAGAAUGCCAACGUGGCCGGCAUCACCAGGUCGUACAACGGGACGGAAAGCCUUUACAAAGUGGACAGUUCUCUCUUAGCGACGUGCAACGCAGGCUGUCAGUGUCCUGAAACAAACUGGGACCCCGUGUGCGGUGAGAACGGGCUCACCUACGUCUCCCCCUGCCUGGCUGGAUGCCGGACGUCCCACGGCUCUGGAAUGGACACGGUGUUCGAGCAGUGCAGUUGUGUAGGAGUUGGGAAUCAAACGGCCAGCGUGGGUCAAUGCAACAACAGGGAGAACUGCCAUCGAGUCUUCCCCUACUUCCUGGCUCUGUCUGUCAUCACUUCCUUUAUCAUCUCACUGGGCGGAACGCCGGGAUACAUGCUGCUCAUCAGAUGCAUCAGACCUCAGCUGAAGUCCUUAGCUUUGGGUUUUCACACGUUGACAACACGUACUCUAGCUGGAAUCCCAGCUCCUAUUUACUUUGGAGCCAUCAUAGACACCACCUGUCUGAAAUGGGGUCACAAGAAAUGCGGUGGAAGAGGAGCCUGUCGAAUAUACAACACAUCUGCCUACAGGAUAGCAUAUCUGGGCCUGACGCUGGGCUUACGGACAGCUUCCUUCUUCCUGUGCGUGCUCGGGCUGGUGGUGUUACGACGGCACGUUAAGAGGCAAGAGCGCGGCACGCUCGCAAACGGAGGCACGGGGGCCGCGGCUGGAGAACUGCAGGCUCUCAGGAAAGAAGAAAACAACAGCUGUAACUCGGACCAAUCCCCACGAAACACAGACUAUGACCCAGAACGGGAGACGCGUCUGUGACGCACGUACUCGCCUGCGCAGGGAGCAACAGGGCCCGUUUAUAUUACACUUUCUAUUGGACCCAUGUAAAUGAUGUGAAGUAAGAAAAACAAUCUGUUGUUUUGAUAUAGUAGACUUAUUUCUUGAAUGUACAUGCUGUUUUGGGUAAAAAAAAAAAGAAAAGAGAGAAAAAAAAAAAGAGAGAAGAAUGUCUUAAAAACUACCUAAACUUUUUGGAUUCAAAGCAAAGAUGCUUAAAACAUCAGACGCCCUACUAGACGUGGGAUUUCCUCUCAUUUAAGCCAUCGUCGUGCACGGGCCCUAUGAGGAAUAACAAAAUUAUACCUUGUGGGUACAUGACAACGUUCCGCUCUUAACUUUCUCUUCUGCCAUACAUAGAUAGAUGCCUGAAACAGCUGACCACGACACUGUGUGCUUUAUAUAGAUGGGCUUUGCCACGCAGGCUAUAGGUUGACUCUGUUGGUGGAUGUCUCAAAUUGCAUCUCAUUUGUUUUUAACGUAUUGUCAGGAAGAGAGCGCGCCAUGAGGUGUGCUAACGAAACGCUCACCGUUGUGCUUUUACGUGUCGCCUGACAGCGGUUCCUCCUAUUUAAGAAACGUGUGAGGAACGGUCCAGAACUGUGGGCUUGACGCCAUGGGUAUGUAAGUAAUCAUCUUCACGAUCGAUGUUGUGAAAUGUCACUGUGAGAAAUGUUGUGCGUGUGUGUUGUUACGUGUGAACGGGUGCAUUCCUGUGCCAAAAAAACAAAACAAAAAGUGCGAGAAAGAAAAGUCAAAAUGGUCUAUUCUCAGGUUGUUCAAUCAAUUGUUCCUCAAAUUUGCAAAUAAUUAUUCUUUUAUAUUCUUGUAUAAAUCGUUGUCUGGUUUCAGCUGGCGAAAAAUUUCCUUUGUUCAUUUCAGGCAAUUGAAGAAGUUCACCAGUAACGACCAAGGAAAGGAUUUUUAUUUGUGACUUGUAAAGCAAAUAAAACGAGUGGCAUUUAUUACUUGCUUUUACGUUAGGCAGUACAUAAUUUUAUUUGCUGAUAUGUUUUUGUAUACUUAAAAGUGAAUAUCCUGAUAAUGUGUAAAAAAAAAAAAAAAAAAAAAAAAAAAAAAAAAAAUGCAUUUAUGUGAAAGAUUAGAUACAUUCUUUUAAAAAUAAAAUGAAUGAUUUACUACAAAGAACGAAGAAACAUGCACAAUCAUCAAUGACAACAGUACCGUUUUUCGCUUUAAUCGUGAAAAUACAAUCACAGCAAAAACGUAAACAACUCACUGAGGCACUUAAGCAGGUGAUUUUGCACCCAUUAGAAGAAUAUUACAAGAUUAUUAUUAAAAAAAAAAGCUAUAUUUGACCACAUUUGACAGGAAGAUACCGAAAGGCAUAAACAAUCCCUCUUUUUAGACAUUUCAGACCAUUUCCCAAUCUUUGAAACAAAGUCAGAAAUCAGCCAACUAUACAAUCUAUAAAUAACAUUUCUAGACUUGCAUAGCAAUUUUAGGUAUUUUUCUAACGUUCCCGUCUCCUCUCCCUCUCAAGUGCUGCUCAGGAUUAGACGGGUCGCAUCAGACAAACAGUUUUCGGCCAUAGCGUCCGAUAGGCGAGGGAAAGGAAGGGAGCGUGGAAGAUUUGUGCAUCAUAAACGGAGCAACGUAUCGACAGCAUGCUUUUCAACACCCACACGGUGGGUGACGGCUUAUUCUUAGUAAAUUAAAUUUAUGCUCAUUUUUUCUGUCUCACAGCGCAGGAUAAUUUUCACAGUCUUUUAAUCUUCCCUUAAGUCUAAAUGUUUUAAUUGUGAAAUUUCGGUGGUUGUUCUGCGACUAGAAUAGGUGAACAAUGAAAUAAAACAUUCAGACUUCAUCAAAAACAGAGUAAAUUGCACCAAAACAUGUCCAGGUCAGAUUUAAUCCUAAAAGCAAAAGAAAAAAAAAAUGCAAGUUAUUUUGCAUUGAAGAAAAUAAUUCCCAUUACAGUAGGUUUUUAAAU
Megalobrama amblycephala (Wuchang bream) is the source of this 4605-nucleotide messenger RNA. It is a transcript of the gene slco1c1, whose product is annotated as solute carrier organic anion transporter family, member 1C1. Gene Ontology annotation, molecular function: protein binding. The transcript has 15 exons. The record is from RefSeq and is a predicted model, not a curated record. The coding region runs from base 495 to 2633 and encodes 712 amino acids. Gene Ontology annotation, cellular component: membrane. Gene Ontology annotation, biological process: transmembrane transport; sodium-independent organic anion transport. NCBI's taxonomy places the organism in Eukaryota, Metazoa, Chordata, Actinopteri, Cypriniformes, Xenocyprididae.